This is a messenger RNA of Salarias fasciatus (jewelled blenny), 8011 nucleotides long. RefSeq names its product chondroitin sulfate proteoglycan 4-like. The transcript has 22 exons. Lineage: Eukaryota; Metazoa; Chordata; Actinopteri; Blenniiformes; Blenniidae. The record is from RefSeq and is a predicted model, not a curated record. Gene Ontology annotation, biological process: anatomical structure morphogenesis. The coding region runs from base 22 to 7692 and encodes 2556 amino acids.
ACUCUAGGAGUCUAACCAACGAUGAGGUGUUCUGUGGCGGAUCUUUUUCUACUCCUGCUGGUCUCCACAGGGCACAUUUCUGCAGUUUCAUUCUACGGUGAUGGCUACAUCCACCUGCGGACAGUGGAGACGUCUGUCCAGACGUUAAUCCAUGUUCGAUUUCGAACCUCCAGUCAGUCAGGCGUGCUGUUCUUGGCAGCGGGACCCAAAGACUUCCUGCUUCUGGAGCUCAUUUCUGGUCGUCUGCAGAUACGUCUGGACCUGGGCUCGGGUGAGCGCUCGCUGCGUUCAGAAAAAGGCGUCCAUCUUAAUGAUCUGGCAUGGCACACUUUGGAGCUGACCCACAAUCAUCACAACAUAACCAUGACCAUAGACCGAAACUCUCGCACCGCCCUCCGAAUGCCUGGACCGGACCUGGAGCUCAGUGUGGAGGAUGGACUUGUUGUUGGUGGAACAGGUGGAUUGGACCACCCCUACCUCCUCAACACCUCCUCUGGGUUUAGAGGUUGCAUGGAUGAAGUUGUCUUCAAUGAGCAUAACCUGUUAUCCAGUCUCAGGCCAUACUCCGGGUACAAGAGUGUUCAUGAGGUGUCUCUUGGUUGUAGUGCACAGUUCUCUGCAACAGAAGACGAUCCUGUCAGUUUCUUCAGCUCGAAAGCUUUCCUAGCCCUCCCAGUCUGGGAAGUGCUUCAGGAGGGGGCAUUUGAAUGCGAGUUGCACCCUUCUGCAAGAGAAGACGACGGCAUGGUCCUCUUCAGCUCUGGGAACCAAGGGCAAUUCGUCGCCAUUGAGAUCAGAAAUGGUCACCUGGUGGUGUCGGUAGGAAACGAGGAAGGGAGCAAAACCGAGCUGCACUCUCUGACACAUGUCCACAGCAAUCACACCUGGUACUCCAUCCAGCUGCAUUUGCUGCCCCAGAGCGUCCAACUCAAGGUGGACAGGGAGCUGGUGAAGGCCCGACUGAGUGAGGAACUUCAGGUCAUCCAGCUCAAGGGGCCUCUUCUCCUCGGAGGGCUCGACGAGGACGCUCGGUCAGAAGCGAGGCGAGCCGGACUGCCUGGUCCACUCGGAGGAGGGGGCUCCUUCAAAGGCUGCCUACGGCACAUCAAGGUGAACACUCAGAAAACAGGCCUUCCUCAUGCCACAGUCACCAAGGACGUCACAGUGGGCUGUAAGACGGGGCAAGCUCUGAACAAAGCGACCACCAUCAGCCCAACAGACCGUCCUGAGUCUGAAGUGACAACCAUAGUGAACAACAGGAAGAACUCCAACAUAUUGAUUCUCAGAAGGUUAGAGGUGGCAGAAGGAGGCCGGGCACCACUGGAACCCAAACACUUGAAGGUGAGUUUGGAUUUCCAUAAAUUGGGCGUCCAUCCAUCUCAGUUGAUGUUCCGCAUCGAGGAGCAGCCCGUCCACGGCCAGCUCCGCCUCGACCUCAGUCCAGACCUCAGUCCAGACCUCAGUGGGAGGCUGAAGGAAGGCCAGGGCAGGACCGUCACGAUAGGAAUAGAGGAGAGGGACCGAACCUUCAGCAUGCUGGACCUGUGGCAGGGCCGAGUCAUGUACGUCCACAGCGGUUCGGAAGACCAGAACGACUUUUUCAUAUUUUCAGUGUUUUCCACUGUGAAGAAGGAGCUACCUGUGUUUUUGAGGGGAAACCGUCUGUACCGGUUUGAUAUCAGCAUCACUCCUGUCAAUGAUGCCCCUGUGCUCAGUUUGCCUGAUGGAAACCUCUUUACUCUGCUGGAGAAGUCCAAACGACAGCUAACAACAGAUGUGCUGAGGGUGUCGGACCCUGACAGUAGUCCUGAGGAGCUGGUUUUCAGCUCCCUGGGAGACCUCAACACUGAAGCCGGAUAUCUGGAGCACCAGGAUUACCCCAACAGGGCCGUCAACCUGUUCUCCUUAACUGAUCUGCAAGAGAGGAAGAUCAGCUUUGUCCACACGGGGGUUUCAAACUCCAGACUGGCUCUCCGGGUCAGCGAUGGGCAGAAGAUGAGCAACACCGUAGUUUUAAGGAUUUUGACGGUGGCGCUUGAGCACAAACUGGUGAACCACACUGGACUGGAGGUGAACCAAGGCGAGGCCGCGGUCAUCUCCACCAAUCAGCUCGCGGUACAAGUGAACGUGGCUGUGGAAGUCUGGUACAAUGUGACGGAGUUUCCACGAUACGGCGAGCUCCAGAGGCUGCACUCGAGCGGGGACUGGAAACCGACCAUUGCCUUCUCCCAGAAACUUCUAGAAAAAGAACGGAUACGAUACCUCAGCACUUACCGGGGCCUCCAGACACAGACGAACGUCACUGAUUACUUCAGCUGCAAAAUCAGCAUUGAUUCCAUGGCCAGAGAGGAGGUGGUUUUCCCCAUAGUGGUACGAUGGAUUCAGUUUAAGGUCACUCGAAGCAAGAUGGAGGUCAACGGCGUUCACAGUGCUGUUUUAACUCCCGAGGACCUCCAUGUGAUUUCGAAGGGUGUUAAACUUAACGAGAGUGAAAUUUUCUUCAAACUUGUAACAGCGCCAAAGAAAGGGCAGCUGUUGUUCAACAACAGAAUCCUCCAAAAGAACUCGGCUUUCAGCCAGAAGAACGUGACAGAUGGCUUGGUGAAGUACGAGCUUCUGAACAAACCGCAGGACGACGCCAGAGACGUGUUCAGCUUUCGAGUGUUUUCACGGCACGCUAGCUCCUCGGCUCACGACUUCAGGGUCAACAUCAGGCCCGAGUCCAACGCCGUCACCGUCGUCAACGAAGGCCUGUCGAUCAUGGAGGGAGGGACCAAAGUGAUCACCAAAGAUAUUCUGUUUGUUCACACGGCGAAUAACCGUGAGGUCCACUACAACAUCACCGUCAGCCCCCGCCAUGGACGGAUCCGGAGAAUCAACCUCUCCAACUCAACUUCUAUCAAUGACAACAUCGUGUCCUUCACGAAUCAGGAUAUCACCGAGGAGAGGAUCAUGUAUGUUCACGACGACAGCGAGACCAGGCAGGAUUCCUUUGUGUAUCAAAUUAUUGUUUACAAACCUCACAAACACAAAAAGGAGGACAGAAACGCAGAAGAACACACCUUCAAUAUCUCAGUGCAGCUCGUCAAUGACGAGCGGCCCAUCAGGGUCGUCGAUAAAGUUUUUCACGUGGCCCGUGACGGCCAGAGGCUGGUGACACUGAACGACCUCCGUUAUCGGGACGAUGACUCGGACUUUGAGGACAGCUGGCUGGUGUACACACGCAGAGGGAUUCCCAUGGGAGAGCUGGUGUCGGCCAGUGAUCCAGCUCACAAGCUGUAUGAGUUCACACAGCGGGACCUGGAGCAGAAAAAAGUGUUAUUUGUCCACCGAGGAGUGAGUUUUGGACGAUUUGUACUUUUCGUAUCGGAUGGAAAACAUUAUGUUUCCACGCUGCUGGAGGUCAUGGCGCAGGAUCCUUACUUGCAAACGGAGAACAACACCGGUCUCAUGGUGCAGCGAGGCGGGGUCACGACCCUGACCUCCGCUAACCUCAGCGUCCUCAGCAACCUUGACAUCCGAGAGCCGCAGGAGGUGACGUUCGAGGUCUUCCUUCCUCCGAAACAUGGCGUGCUCUGCUUCAGCGAGGGACAGAGACGGGCCGUGACCGAGUCGGACGCCAUUUCAAUCUUCACCCAGCGAGACCUGGUGGCCGGGCGUCUCGUUUACCACCAUGAUGGCAGCCCGGACCUGUCGGACGGCUUCAACGUGACGGCGAGAGCGAGGGAGAGGAGCACAGAGAGGAGACAGGAAAGAGCAAGGAGGGAGGUCCACCUGGAUAUUGGCGUGCCGAUAAAGAUCUACCUGGAGAGUCAUCAGAGGCCGCCGACAGUCAUAAACAACCGUCCAGUGGUGGUGGCAGAGGGGCAAAACAUCUCAAUAAACAGAGAACAUUUAGAGGUGGUCCAUGAAGACAGCCAACCCUCAGAGAUCGUUUUCACCAUCCAAAGUCCUCCCACACUGGGCAUUAUUCACAGAUCAUCUAGCGGCCAGCACCGUAACAUUAUUGGAGAGCAGCAGCACAUCUAUAAGAGCGUCAAAAAGGAGACGGUAACUUCCUUCACUCAGGAGGAUCUCAACCAGGAGCGGAUCAUCUACCAUCAGCAGGCUGCAGGAACCUCCAAUGACUCCGUCCUGCUGGAAGCAACAAAUGGAGUGACUAAAGUGGGACCGAUUAGACUGGAGUUCGACAUAAUCCCAGUUCUGCUCCCCCUGGAGGUUUCUGACUUGACACUCGAUGAGGGCUCGUCGCUGCCUCUGACAGCAGACAUCAUCAGAGUUUCCAAUCAUCACUUCUCUGAGAUGAACUUCCUGUACCAGGUCAUUGUCCCACCACGGCAUGGACACUUGGAGCACAGCCGGAUCCCGGGAAUGCCCAUCACCGCUUUCACACACACAGAGGUGGAACGCGAAUACAUCUCUUAUAUCCACGACGGCAGCGACACUCUGAGAGACAACUUCACCAUUGUGGCCAAUCAGACUGAAAUCAGGAAGCACAGUCUGCCCUGCACGGUUCACAUCAGCGUCAUCCCGGUCAACGACGAGACUCCUGCUGUGACAAUUAACCGGGGCCUCAAGGUGUGGGUGGGUUCGGUAACAGAAAUAACGACAGAUGAUCUGAGUGCGGAGGACUCCGACACUUCACCCGUGGGUUUGGAGUUUGUGGUCACGCCGCCCAGCAAUGGCCACCUGGCUCUGAAGAGUGCUCCAUCCAGACACAUCCUCAACUUCACCCAGGAUCACAUUCAAAGCAGACAGCUGUUGUUUGUGCACAAUGGUGCGUUGACUGGCGGCUUUCACUUCCAAGUGAAUGAUGGGGUCAACUUUGCCCCUCGCCAGAUCUUCAGCACCACGGCCCACUCUCUGGUGCUCACCCUUCACAGAAACAACCCCUUGGAGGUCUACCCAGGCUCGGUGACGCCGAUCUCAGAGCAGGAGCUUCAGGUGGUGACCAACAACGUCAGCGACAUCAGAAGAAACCAGUCCAUCAUCUUCGCAGUGACGGUUCCCCCGAAACUGGGCCGCCUGCUCCGACGCAUGCCAGACAACUCUACGAGAAAUGUAUCCGCAUUCACACAGAAAAUGGUGGAUGAAGGACUCAUCCUGUAUGAUCAGAAUAAAGCGGAGUCUGUGGGGUGGUCGGCCGCAGACUUCUUUUCUUUCACCGUCUCUUCCCCGCCAGCCUUUCUGCCCCCCCACACUUUCACCGUCUUGAUCUCCUACCAGGCCAACGAACAUCACGGCAGCCCCCAUCACAAAACCCGACUGCUGAACAACGCAGGAGCCGUGGUGGCUGAAGGGGGCAGAGUGAUGAUUGACAGGUCAAAGCUUGACGCCUCCAAUCUGUUGGGGAAGGUUCCCGAGGCCCACCGGAAGGACCACCACAUCAUGUAUCGUGUGAUUUCUCUCCCCCGCCACGGGGUUCUUUCAGUACAAGGAUAUAAUCUCUCCAGAAGCCAACCAGAUUUCUCCCAGGUUGCCCUGAACAAGUUUGGCAUAGCUUACACCCACGACGACUCUGAGACAACCAGCGACAGCUUUACUUUCCAAGCUUGGGUGGCACCGACGGAUCUCUCGUCUUCCUCCUCUUCAUCGUCAAUGUCUGCGUUUUCCUCGGAUUCCUCCUCUUUCUCACCUCUCUAUUCGGCCUCGUCAUCUUCCCUCUCGUCGUUAGACGCCGUUCCUCACCGCCACGCCAAAGACAGCAUGUCAGUGACUGAGAUGUUCAACAUCACAGUGACGCCGGUCAACGACCAGCCGCCGCUGAUCAGAAGCCGAGCCCCGACCAUGAAGGUGGUGGUCGGGGAGAGAGUCGUACUUGGACCUGACCAUCUUCAGGUUGAGGAUCACGACACUCCUCCGGAGGAGCUGCACUACCUUGUGAUCAGUAAACCCAACAAUGGCUACCUGACGCUGGGCGAAAGACCCGAACCGGUGACCUCCUUCACCCAGUAUGACGUCAACCAUGGCCGACUGCAUUUCAUACAGCAGGGUGAAGCCUCGACAGGAGUUUUCUACUUCAAUGUGACUGAUGGUCAUCACCGUCCACUCUACAAACUGUUCAGUUUGGAGGUCAUUAAGCCAUCUGUAUUCAUGGCAAACAACACCGGCCUGUCCCUCGUUCAAGGCCGGACUGCGGUGGUCCUGACAACCAACCAGCUGGCAGCUCAAACCAACGGUCGGAGCAGGGCCGACAUCUGCUACACCGUCACCGAGCACCCUUACCAUGGUCGCAUUGCUAUCAACGACCAGGAAGUCACCACCUUCUGCCACGAGGACCUCCAGUUUGGGCGCGUCGUCUAUCACAUGACUGACCUCAGCACAUCGGAGGACAGCUUCCAGAUCUCUGUGUCGGCCUCAUCUCCUGGAGUGAACUAUGGGAACAUAACAGCACAGACAGUCCAAGUGACUGUGCGGCCUCUGGUCUACCUGCGCGAGCCUGUUAGAGUUCCCAGCGGCAUCGCUGUGAAACUGGGGAAGGCCAUGAUCGACGCCUCAGAGCUGGCGAGAAUCAGCAGGGCCGAUCCAGUCUUUGAGGUUCUCUCUCCUCCGAAACAUGGAAAACUCGUCAAGAUGACCUACGACCCUAAUCGAGAGUCACAGGUCCUGAAAUCUUUCACGUUCAGAGAUGUGGUGCAAGGCCGAGUCGCCAUUGAGGAAACUCUCAGCGACAGUGACAACCAACUCCCGAAUAACUCGCUCACCACCGCGCGGGGCCACGCCCCCGCCAGACCGCGCAACGAUUCCUUCGUCUUCUUGCUGAAGGCUGGAAACGUUCAGCCGGCGAAGGGCGAGCUCCACUUCACCAUCCUGCCCCACCACCAGAUGCGUCACGGCCCAGGCGGGCUCGGUAACGUGGACGGCGGCGGCCGCGAGCACACCACGACCCACCAGCCAACGCACAACAGGACGACGACCGGAGGAGGAAGAGGAGGCGGGAGAGGAGGAUCCACAACCCACGGCGGAGCUCCCACAGGUCUGCAUCCUCACAUUUUGUCGCACAAGAACAGGACGCACCACAGGCCCAAGUCUCACGGCCGCUGGGGGAACCAUUCGCGGAGCGGUUCCCAUGGGGGGAGACCGGGGAGCGGUGCGGAGGGAACAGGAGGAGGCCACGGUCAUGCCCCGCAGCCCAACGCUCCCGCUGUUCCGGAAAAACACGACCCGGGAAACCCUCCAGACACACACCUGGUUCACGUAGAGGUCCUCCCCCGCCCCGCCUCCGACCCUCUCCUCAUUAUCCUGCCCCUCUUGGCGUGUUUGCUUCUCAUUGUCAUCCUGGUGGUUUUGAUUUCGGUGUUCCGUCACCGCAAAGAGAAACAGGCUCGACUGCGGCUCAUCCAGGAGCUCGCGGCAGUGACGCUGCCCGCUGAGGAGAGCCCCUUCCUGGGGCCGUCGGAGAGGAGCGUGGCCAUGCCGUCCGUGGUGGUCACCCCACUCGGCUCCGCCAGCUGCCCAACCUCCCCCAGUAUCCCAAUCAGUCCCAGGAGGAGGAGUCUGGCUCCUGGGAUGACUUUCUGGGGGCCAGUUGAAGCUGAUGUGGGAGGGGCUGCUGGGAUUUCUACAAGUGGUAAAAAUGAAAGAGAUGAUGUUCCAGGGGAUAAUACCCAAGUCCAAACAGCAGGAUUCAAGAAUGCUGUGAGAUCUCGGUCACCUGCACCCACUCUAAAAGACAACCAGUACUGGGUUUAAAGGAAAUAGAAAGAAAAAUUGUGCCUUGGAGGUUCCGUUUGUAUAGAAAGAUUAUAAAUGGUAUAUGCCUGCUAUCUUUAGCAGCUCUAAUUCAGCCUGUUUUAGAUAUCAACCAGCAGAUUUCAUUAAAAUGAAUGGGACGUAGUCUGACUUCUACAAAGCCCACAUUUCAAUACAAAGCGAGGAUGCAAAAAUUCAAGAUGCAAGUGUUUUGCAUUGACAUGGCCAAAAAAGUGGCACCCGCCAAAAAUUGACAGAUUAAAAAAAAAAAAAAAAAAAUCAGUUUGCAUGUCAUUCUGUAUCCCAUCUAAAAAACUAU